CUCCGGCCCCACUAGGCCUCUAGGGGGCAGAGCCCAUUGAGCGGGCGAUUUCCCGGACCCGCCCCCCUCGGGUCCUGAAAGCUAAAGCGUGGCAGGGGCCGGGCAGGGGAAGCGGAGGAGGCGGGUCUCCAUAGAAACGUCCACCUGUUUCCGGCCAGGCUGUGCGAGAUUAGGGGCUGCUGCGGGGGCCAAUCUCAGCUAGCUCGUCUUUUCCCGGCGGCCUCUGCGGGAGUGGUGGGUGUUGUACACAAUCAUCAUGGCGGCAGCCGGAGCCCCGGAUGGCAUGGAGGAACCUGGCAUGGACACGGAGGCCGAGACGGUGGCGACCGAGACCCCCGCGCGGCCCCUAAACUGCGUGGAGGCCGAAGUCGCGGCGGGGGCGGCGGCGGCCGAGGACUCCUGCGCCGCGCGAGGCAGCUUGCAGCCGGCCCCGGCCCAGCCCCCUGGGGACCCUGCGGCCCAGGCCUCGGUCAGCAACGGCGAGGACGCUGGCGGCGGCGCGGGCCAGGAGCUGGUGGACCUGAAGAUCAUCUGGAACAAGACUAAGCACGACGUGAAGUUCCCCCUGGAUAGCACAGGCUCUGAGCUAAAACAGAAGAUUCACUCGAUUACAGGUCUCCCUCCUGCCAUGCAAAAAGUCAUGUACAAGGGACUUGUCCCUGAGGAUAAGACAUUGAGAGAAAUAAAAGUGACCAGCGGAGCCAAGAUCAUGGUGGUUGGCUCCACGAUAAAUGAUGUUUUAGCCGUAAACACACCCAAAGAUGCUGCCCAGCAGGACGCAAAGGCUGAAGAGAACAAGAAGGAACCGCUCUGCAGGCAGAAACAACACAGGAAAGUGUUGGAUAAAGGAAAACCUGAAGAUGUGAUGCCAUCUGUUAAGGGUGCCCAGGAGCGCCUGCCCACGGUACCCUUAUCCGGCAUGUACAAUAAGUCCGGAGGCAAAGUGAGACUCACCUUCAAGCUAGAACAAGACCAGCUGUGGAUUGGCACUAAAGAUUCCUGGAGGGAACGGAACAUGCCUAAUUCACCUGUUUGUGGCCAGCACUGUAGGUGUUCAGUGUUCGAGAGCGGACUGAGAAAUUGCCCAUGGGCUCCAUUAAAAAUGUGGUCAGUGAACCUAUCGAAGGACACGAAGACUACCACAUGAUGAGCCGUUGGAGUAUUGCUUUAUGGAGCUCAGUAAAUUUGCUAGAAUGAUCUUGAGCUCUGGCUCCUGACCCUGUCUGCAUGGAGACCUUGCUGGGAGCACUCGGGAGAGCAGAGGUGGACAGCUCCAGAAGCCGCUGGGAGAAGUAUUUGAUUUAGAUCCAUGUCUGGGUCACAGCAGUAUUCACGGGUUUGUCACUCAGUCCCGUGAGCGGUCUCUUCCUAACCUUGUUUACGGUCCAGAGUAUACUGACUAAAUCUGUGUUAGCAAAAUGAAGUACUCGUCCCCCUAGGUGGCAUCACAGUGUUAAUUUUUCCUCAGGAUUAUUCCUGUGCAGCUCCUUCCCUGUUGGAGGGGAGCGGCUCCUUCCCCGGGGUCAUGCCCUGCCUCCCUGUGGCAGAGAACUUGCAGGCGGGUGGCCUCAGGAGGACAGACGUCAGGCCUCUCUUCCCUCCCUGAGCCCUCUUGGCCAAGUAGUGACAAGGUCACUCGUGCCAGGGCUCCGGCCCUCGCAGCUCUGCUUCUGUCAGUCUGGUCAGAGAACUUAGAAAAGCAGAUUUGCGAGUUGCUGGAAGUCUCUGGUGUGAAGUAUUUUAAUUGAAGCUGGGCCUUUUGCAAGUGGCGUUAGCUCUUUGCAGAUGGGAUUGAACUAAGGAUGCCCUCGCGGACACGGUGGGGGCCACUGAGGCCUCAGUAGGUUCCUUAGCGGCUGCUCUACCUGACAAGGGCCAAAGAGACCAACUCUGUCACUUUGCCACAUCUCAGAAAAGUUGCCAUAUUUCAUCCGGAAGGGACUCGCUUUCCUCUUCUUCUUCCUUUAACCAUGUGCCUGGAGGAGCCGUCCUGGGCUCUCGCACUUGGCCCACCCUUGCUUUGCUGGGGCUGAGAAGGGGAAGGGAUGGACUCCACGUGCCAGGGCCGUGUGAGGGCAGGCCUGCUUUCCACCCCAUCUUCUGAGGGAGACCUCUCUCUUGCUCCUUGCUGCUGUGUUCAUGCCUGUUGUCUUGGAAAAAGGAUGGUCCCUUUGUCUUAAGGCUCUGCGAGGAAGUCCUCUCCAGUUAGGAGAGGACUGUUUCCUUCCUAGUAGGGCCGGAUGGCCUCUCUGAAGUUACAGGUGGUCGGGAGCCCUCCAGAGUGCAGAAAUCUGGCACAUCUCCCUGCCAGGCUGGGUGGUUCUACUGCUUUCUAAAUUUCUAAAAACCUCUUUCCUUUUCUUUCUUAAAGAGUUCUGCAGAAUUAUUUGACAAUAUACGUAAGUACCAUGUUUCCUUGUGGUGUGCGCUCUGUUCUGGUUUCUGUUUUUAAAUCAAAUGCCUGUUUGGGAGGAGAUGAACGUAUUUAGUCUAUUAGAUUUGCGCUGCUGGAUUUUUUUUAAAGUGUAACCUUGACUAGCUGUCUUAUUGUUUAUCCUGUAAGAUUAGUCUAUCAAUUAAAGUUUGAUAAUUAAUUGCGUCUCCUUUUCCUUC
Molecule: messenger RNA, 2613 nt
Organism: Panthera uncia (snow leopard)
Lineage: Eukaryota; Metazoa; Chordata; Mammalia; Carnivora; Felidae
Gene: UBFD1
Product: ubiquitin family domain containing 1
Exons: 8
Coding region: 257-1147 (296 amino acids)
Molecular function (GO): cadherin binding; RNA binding
Source: RefSeq, a predicted model, not a curated record